AAUUUCUACAAGUUGAGGUUACUCUAGGGACUAUUUAUGUAAUUUACUAAAGAUUCUAAUGCGAUUUCAUACGAGCAAAGAGUCACAUUAUCAUCCAGCCGUUCAUGUUUCACUACCCCACCUCCCCAUCCAACGGUAUCUACACAUCCCACGUCACCUUUUUCUUAUCAUCAAACAAACAGCUAUCGUUCCUCCACGUGUCACUAUCGAUGCGUUAUUACUCCCUCGAUCCAACGACCGUCGUACUCUUUCUCCGCAACUCAACGCUUCUAGCAUACCCCAACUUCUAGGAGCUCCGGCGUCCUUAUCCCGGCCGGAGUUUUAAUUGAGCUUCGCGCCAAAUAAUUCGAAUUUUCCUUUCACAGAUCAAAUAUUCACGGCCAUGGCGGAUUCUGAUAACGAAUCAGGAGGUCACAACGCCGGCGGCGAGUUAUCAGCGAGGGAACAGGACAGGUUCCUUCCAAUUGCUAACGUGAGCCGGAUCAUGAAGAAGGCGUUGCCGGCAAACGCGAAGAUCUCGAAGGAUGCGAAGGAGACGGUGCAGGAGUGCGUGUCGGAGUUCAUCAGCUUCAUCACCGGAGAAGCAUCCGACAAGUGCCAAAGGGAGAAGAGGAAGACAAUCAACGGCGACGAUUUGCUUUGGGCGAUGACGACGCUAGGGUUUGAAGAAUACGUUGAGCCUCUGAAGGUUUACUUAGCAAAAUACAGGGAGAUGGAAGGGGAGAAGACGACGAUGGGAAGACAAGGUGAGAAGGACGGAUCAUCUGGAGGAGGUGGUGGUGCGGCGGCAGGCGGCGGCGGGAGUGGUGGAGGAGUUAGUUCGGGAGGAUAUAAUGAGGGCGGCGGAGGGAUGUACGGAGGGAUGCAGAAUAACGUGAUGAUGGGGCGGCACCACCACCAGCAGAUGUACAAUUCGGGUUCAUAUCAUCAAAUGGGUUUGGGUUUAGGGAGUCCGAAGGGUAGUUUGGGCAGAUCGGGCAGCAUCGGUGGUGGCAGUGGUGGAGCUGCCACUGUCAAGCCUAGGUAG
This is a messenger RNA of Cynara cardunculus var. scolymus (artichoke), 1027 nucleotides long. Its product is annotated as nuclear transcription factor Y subunit B-3-like. Gene Ontology annotation, cellular component: nucleus; CCAAT-binding factor complex. Gene Ontology annotation, biological process: regulation of transcription by RNA polymerase II. The record is from RefSeq and is a predicted model, not a curated record. NCBI's taxonomy places the organism in Eukaryota, Viridiplantae, Streptophyta, Magnoliopsida, Asterales, Asteraceae. Bases 383 to 1027 code for a protein of 214 amino acids. Gene Ontology annotation, molecular function: RNA polymerase II cis-regulatory region sequence-specific DNA binding; DNA-binding transcription activator activity, RNA polymerase II-specific; protein heterodimerization activity. The transcript has a single exon.